AUGUCUUCGUUCAUUUCCGAUCUGUCGGAAAAAUUACUUUUACAAGAUGAUAAUGAAGCAAAUAAUACAGCUUUAAAUCAUUUUCAACAAUCAACUCAACCAUAUAAUGAUUUAUUUGAAUAUAUUUUAAUAUUAUCGGAAUCAAAUCAUAACAAUACAAAUCUAAUUCAUUGUCUUAUACAAUCGUUUCUUCAAUGGAAAAAUCAAUCGAAUAAAAAAUUUCCGAUACCUAAAUUCGAUGAAAAACUUCUAAAUAAUUUAAUUUUAAAUAAUUUAUCAAUUAAUUUCUUAAAAGACAUCUGUGACAUAUUUCAAAUUUCAAAAAAUGAUUUAAUGUUUUUAUUACGAAUUUUAUUACGUGAACCAAUUAAUUCGAUUCUAUACAAACGUGCAUUAAAUAUUAUUAUAAAAUUUCAUUAUCAAUUAGAAUUUUCUCCUGAAGAAAUUUUAUUACCAUUGAUACUUAAUACCAAAGAUCAUUUAAUACAUUUAUAUAUUGAUAAAAACCCAGAAUUAGAAGAUUAUGUCUUAGAUUUAUUGAAUUAUUUAUAUAUAAAUGAUGGAAAAAGACUUCGAGAUAUUGUAUUAAAUGAAUUUAAUAUGAGAAAUUAUCAAAAUAUAAAUAAAAAAGCUUUAGGAAAAUUAGCUGUUCGAUAUUGGAAUUUAUUUGGACAUGAACAAAGUGAUAAAUAUCCGAAUUUAGCGAAUUUACAACAUAAAAGAACAUUAAAUUAUUUAAUUAAUAUGAAAUAUAAUGGUAUUAAUGAUGAAAAAACAAUAAGCGAUGAUGCUUGGAAUGAAUUAGUUCAAGAAAUUGUUCAAGGAAAUGAAGAAUUAUCUAUAUUUUUAAUUGAAUCGCUUGUUGAUCGAGAUGAUAGUAUAGCUGUUAGAUAUUGGCUUACUCAGUUAAAUGUACCUUAUAAUGCCUUAUCACACUGGGUACGAAAAUAUAUCCAAACGAAACAAAAUGAUCGAUCAACAACAGUACCAUAUGCACAAAAUUCUACUAGAAAGUUGCCUAUUGAAUAUUACAAAAUACCAUCCAAAGAUGUACAAAUAGUUUUUAUUGAUGCAAUGCCUACAUAUCAACGUUUACUUGAUCGAUUAUUUAAAGUUGAUAAUGAAGAUCAAGAAUUAUUUAUUGGAUUCGAUUGUGAAUGGAAACCAAUGUUUGACAAUUCACCAUCAUCCCAACAACGAAUUAGUAUAAUGCAAAUCGCAUUUUCAAAUGAAAUAUUUUUACUUGAUAUGCUGUAUUUUUUUUCAACCUGUGAUAAUCAAACUAUUCAACAACGUUUAGCAAAUCGAUUAUUUGAUGAUGAUCAUGUGACGAUACUUUGUUAUGGUUUUAAAGCAGAUGCUUCUAUGCUUAUUUCUUCUUUUCCAAUAUUUGAUCGAGUGCUUUCAUCUGGAAAAACUUUAUUAGAUAUGUCUCUUGUACAAUCGGAUCUAAUGCUUAGUCAACGAGAUAUAUUUCCAUAUAAUAUAACAAAUAAUAAUACACCAUCGAAAGAAAAAGGUCUUAGUGAAUUGGUUCGUUUAUGUUUUGGUAAAGGAUUAAAUAAAUCUGAACAAUGUUCUAAUUGGAAUAAACGACCAUUAAGAACUGCACAAAUACAAUACGCAGCUCUGGAUGCGUAUUGUUUACUGGAUAUUUACAGUUUUCUUCGAACUCGUCUACAAUCAUCUGAUUAUCUUCAAUCAUUUCGUGGAAGAAAACCGAAAAAAUCUGAUCAACAUCCGUCAUUAAACGAUGUUAACUCAAUAAAUGAAAUAAAAUAA
This is a messenger RNA of Adineta steineri, 1782 nucleotides long. NCBI's taxonomy places the organism in Eukaryota, Metazoa, Rotifera, Eurotatoria, Adinetida, Adinetidae. The record is from the annotation of a GenBank genome assembly.